Messenger RNA from Sturnus vulgaris (Common starling), 1836 nucleotides. It is a transcript of the gene SOX13, whose product is annotated as SRY-box transcription factor 13. Gene Ontology annotation, cellular component: nucleus. NCBI's taxonomy places the organism in Eukaryota, Metazoa, Chordata, Aves, Passeriformes, Sturnidae. The record is from RefSeq and is a predicted model, not a curated record. Gene Ontology annotation, molecular function: RNA polymerase II cis-regulatory region sequence-specific DNA binding; DNA-binding transcription factor activity, RNA polymerase II-specific. Gene Ontology annotation, biological process: regulation of transcription by RNA polymerase II; cell fate commitment.
AUGUCCAUGAGGAGCCCGGUGUCCCCACCCCCGGAGCUGGAUGGCGCGGGCACCAUGGUGAACUGCGCCAUCAAGACGGAGGAGAAGAAGGAGAACCCCCCCGAAACCCCCCCGGGGGCCGCCCCCAGCGCCGACCCCCGGCCCCACGAGCCCCCGGGGCCACCACCCCGCGAUGGCACCGACCCCCAGGCCCUGCCACAGGAAUCCCGCUCUCCCUCCGGGGACAUUCCCGAGCCCCGGCGCUCCGCCUUCGAGCCGGCCGGGGGUGGCCAGGAGAAACUGGACUUCAACAGGAACCUGAAGGAAGUGAUGCCAACCAUCGAGAAGCUGCUGUCCAGUGACUGGAAGGAGCGGCUGCUGGGCCGGAACACGGCUGAAUCCAAGGAAGUGAAAGGAACCCAGGAGAGCCUGGCAGAGAAGGAGCUGCAGCUGCUGGUGAUGAUCAACCAGCUGUCCACGCUGCGGGACCAGCUGCUGACGGCGCACUCGGAGCAGAAGAACAUGGCCACCAUGCUCUUCGAGAAGCAGCAGCAGCAGAUGGAGCUGGCCCGGCAGCAGCAGGAGCAGAUCGCCAAGCAGCAGCAGCAGCUCAUCCAGCAGCAGCACAAGAUCAACCUCCUGCAGCAGCAGAUCCAGCAGGUCAACAUGCCCUACGUGAUGAUCCCAGCCUUCACCCCCGGCCACCAGCCCCUCCCGGUCACCCCCGAGUCCCAGCUGGCACUGCCCAUCCAGCCCAUCCCCUGCAAACCAGUGGAUUACCCGGUGCAGCUCCUGCACAGCCCCCCUCCUCCCACGCUGAAGAGACCCGCGGGCCCGGGCCACCUCCAGAUGCAGGAGACCUCACAGCCUCUGAACCUGACGGCCAAACCCAAAGGUUCCGAGCUCCCCAGUGCCUCCAGUUCUCCCAGUUUGAAGAUGAGCAGCUGCCAGUCCCUGACACCGAGCCACGGGGCCAGCAGGGAGCUGCAGGCCAGCCCGUCCAACCUCCCCCUGGGCUUCCUGGGAGAGGGCGAUGCCAUCACCAAAGCCAUCCACGACGCGCGGCAGCUGCUGCACGGCCACGGUGCCACCAUGGAGGGGUCCCUGAGCAGCCCCUACCGCAAGGAAGCUGUCGGGAUGGAUUCGUCGCCGGUGAAGGAGCGGAUGGAGGAGGCGCCCGGGCACCGGCUGGACGAGGCUCUGCUGGGCUGUGACGUGGACGGCUCCCGGCACUUCCCGGAGUCCAGGAACAACAACCACAUCAAGCGGCCCAUGAACGCCUUCAUGGUGUGGGCCAAGGACGAGCGCAGGAAGAUCCUGCAGGCGUUCCCAGACAUGCACAACUCCAGCAUCAGCAAGAUCCUGGGAUCCCGCUGGAAAUCCAUGUCCAACCAGGAGAAGCAGCCGUACUACGAGGAGCAGGCGCGGCUGAGCCGGCAGCACCUGGAGAAGUACCCGGAUUACAAAUACAAACCGCGGCCCAAGCGCACCUGCAUCGUGGAGGGCAAGCGGCUGCGAGUGGGCGAGUACAAGGCGCUGAUGAGGAACCGGCGCCAGGACGCCAGGCAGGGAUAUUUGAUAGGGCCGCAGGGCAGCCAGGUGCCCCCCAGCUCCUCGGACGUGCUGUACCCACGGCCGGUGGGCGUCCAGCUGCCCCCUCCCCUCCUGGAGCAUUACCUGCCCCGCGGCGUGGACCCCACCAUGCCCGUGAUCGUCAACACCCGCAGCCUCAAGGACGGGGACGCCGGGGACGACGGGCACUCGGUGGCCGAGGGUGACAUGUACCGCUACAGCGAGGACGAGGACUCGGAGGGCGAGGACAAGAGUGACGGCGAGCUGGUGGUGCUGACGGACUGA